AUGAGACCAAACGCUACAGGAGAAUGGACAGAGAUUGAGUGUGACUGGUUCGACCAAAUAAAAUCUAUGCAGAAUAACAUGUUCUGGAAGAAGCUCGAAGGCUCCCCAAUUGUUUAUCUUUAUGGCAUCAUUUGCACAUUUGGAGCUCUGGCAAACUUAGUGGUCUUAUUUGCCUUCGUUCGGACGUCGAAUUUGAGGAAUCUCAGGAACAGCUUCAUUGUGAAUCUGGCGUGUUCCGAUCUGCUGUUAUGCGUAGUCACGGCUCCGGUGACCUUGUACACAAGUGCUAAUUUGUUCUGGCCAUUCGGAAAUAUCGCAUGCAAAGUGUUGGCAUCCGUGCAAGCCGUAAACACAUUUGUUUCGUCUCUGACGCUAGCUCUCAUUGCUAUGGAUCGAGUCUUGCUAACAACCUGUCCAGUGAGAUGGCGCUUAGCAGCAACGGCUCCAAUCAUCUGUUACUGCGUAGUUUGGAUAAUAUCCAUUGUCGUAGCGCUUCCCUAUUCGCUCACUGUCAGAUCCAGCAAGAUUGACACUUUCGAACCCUGGAACGACGUGCACAUUCCUGCUAUGCUAAGCAUAUGCGACCGAUCCCAUCCUGAGGUCUGCGUGGAGAUGCAAGACACUUGGGAUCGCGCUUAUAUCUCCAAGACGACAUUCACGGUGAUUGUGCUAGCCAUUCAGUAUCUUCUUCCAUUGUUUGCCCUCGCAUACGCUUACGUUCAAAUUGGCUCUACGAUUCGACGUCGUUCCAAAAUCAGCCGUACCAUUGAUCAGGCCCGGCGCAUCAGCAUGCAAAGCCGAAACAGGCGUGCUCUUCUGCUUCUUAUGAUUCUCGUGUUGACGUACGCAAUAUGUUGGGCACCAAUGAAUAUCCACAACGUACUGAACGGUUUUGAUGUGAUCUCAUAUUCACAGUACAGAUACCUCUUCUGCCACCUUGUCGGCAUAUCAUCGGCAUGCGUCAACCCCAUCACGUACGCACUGGUGAACGAGUCCUUUCGCAAUGCACUGCAUCAUAUGUUUCUUUCAUUCCGACCAUGCUACGUCACAUCAGGCGACUCCGCCACUUCCUAUAUCAGUAAUAGUAAGCCGACAAAGGUUACGAUCCGCGAUCCAUAUUCUACAAAGUGCGAUUCGCCUACAAAGGCUGAGGAGUUGGAGGUGUUGGGAAAUUCGAUGCUGUAA
Molecule: messenger RNA, 1185 nt
Organism: Cylicocyclus nassatus
Lineage: Eukaryota; Metazoa; Nematoda; Chromadorea; Rhabditida; Strongylidae
Source: the annotation of a GenBank genome assembly